Trichomonas vaginalis G3 is the source of this 420-nucleotide messenger RNA. RefSeq lists its product as uncharacterized. The coding region runs from base 1 to 420 and encodes 139 amino acids. The record is from RefSeq and is a predicted model, not a curated record. The transcript has a single exon. Lineage: Eukaryota; Parabasalia; Trichomonadida; Trichomonadidae.
AUGAAAGUUGGAUAUCGCCCUGACUUAACACACAGAACAAUGACUGAACGCGUUGAUCUCCAGAAGAGAUUAAAGCGAUGCCAAAAGAAGAUCGUUCAAAUAAUGCCCUAUCUUGGCAAGAUUAUCCGAGGUCCAAUAACAAAACAAAAGUUAUUAGACUUUAUUCAAUUUGUCAACGCCCCAAUGCUUAAGAAGCUCGACAGAAUGGCAAUGCGCCAAAAACCUGCAUUGAUUUGCUGGUUAUCUGAAAACUGGGAUUCUUUCGAGCAUGCAUUUAACCAAACUCCAGAACCAAAGCCAGUUAUAGAAAAGAAACCAGUUAUUGAAGCAGACAUUGAUUCAAUCUUUACAAAGAUUGAUUCCGAACCAGUUUUAUUGAUUGAUUACUCAAUGCCAGGAGGACUUCAAUGCGUUCUCUGA